Messenger RNA from Eimeria tenella, 526 nucleotides. RefSeq lists its product as uncharacterized. The annotation marks the transcript as partial. Lineage: Eukaryota; Apicomplexa; Conoidasida; Eucoccidiorida; Eimeriidae. The transcript has a single exon. The record is from RefSeq and is a predicted model, not a curated record.
CGCAGCACAGCAGCACGUGAACAGCAGCAGCAGCAGCAGCAGCAGAGCAGCAGAAGCAGCACACUCGCAGCAGCAGCAGCAGCACAGCAGCAGCAGCAGCAGCACAGCCGCCGAAGCAGCAUAUCAGCAGCAACAGCAGCAGCACGGCAGGGACAACAACAGCCGCAAAGCCGCAGCAUUAGAAGCAGCAGCAACAGCAGCAGCGACAGCAGCAAUAGUAACAGCAGCAGCACCAGCAGACGCGGCUGCUGCUACUGCUGCUGCUGUGCAGACGCAGCAGCAUCUACGCUUCUCAGCAGCAGCCUCAGCAGCAGCAUCAGCAGCAAUAGCUGCAGCAGCAAUCGCAACAGCAGCAACAGCACCACCGGAAGCAGCAGCAGCACUAACAGCAGUAAGAGCAGCACUAACAGCGGCAGCAGCAGCAGCAGCAGCAGGACUAGCAGCAGCAACUGCAACAGUAGCGGUAACAGCACUAGUGCCAGCAGCAGCAGCAGCAGCAGCAGCAGCAGGAGACCUGUUCAUGUAA